Messenger RNA from Xyrichtys novacula (pearly razorfish), 21876 nucleotides. Lineage: Eukaryota; Metazoa; Chordata; Actinopteri; Labriformes; Labridae. The record is from the annotation of a GenBank genome assembly.
UGGGGUGUACAAUCCUGAGUGAAUGGAAAGAGGCAGGGUGAGAAGGAGAGUACGAGAAAGUGCCAGGAGGUAAUACGAGGGAGGGAUGGGGGGGUAAGGGAGUAGAGGAAGUGUGCAGGGGGGGGAUGAGCUGGAUGCAGAUGGGGAUCUAUUCUCUCUGCACACGCAGACAAGAUGGAAAUGAGUGGCCGUCUGUGACGUCAAUCAGUGUAGACACAUGCACACACACACCCGCAUACACACGCUGAGACACUCCCCUCCUCCAAUAGUCCCAUGCUACUACAUGCUUCAGUGCAAACAGCAGCAGUGCCACAGAUCACAGUCAUAAACAUCAGCACACACAAACAGCCCCCACCACCACCACCACCCCUCAUCAAAUACAGCAGCAGUACACACAGACACGCAGAUCUGAGUCUUAUCUCUGACCUGGCAUAUGAUGUCAGGCUCUCUCAUUCAUACAGUGAUAAAGAGUAAACCAUUUCCAUGCCAGAAGAAGAAUUAGUCAUCGGAUAAAACAACCUUCAAAGUUUUCACUUAUAGGCAAACAUGAAGCAUAAGUCAUAAAACCUGAGAGUCUGGAGAAAUUGUGAUCACACAGGAAUAAACCCAAAAGGUUGGAAUAAAUCCACAGACCUCUGAUUUUCCUAUUCCACUUGUAAAAGUACAAGCGAGUGUGAAGAUGCUGUGGGUACUCUUAAACCAUGAGCACCUCCAAGUUUUGGCUUCAAGGACUUCCAUUUCAGAAUCUAAAUGUUUCCUGUGGUGGUUGUUGUUUGUUUUUCCAGUGGGGUCUGACAUCCUGAGUAUAUGAUGCAAAUCAAGCCAAUAACAUCCAGGGAUAGUUUAUUUUUUAAUUAAAGUUACUUACUCAGCUCUUUAUUUGAGUCAGUCACAAAUCACAGAGGAAGCAGGUAAGCUGUAUUGGGUAUUAAAUGAAUUACUGGGAAUACUUAAUCUUGUUCUUUUGCCCAUUGGUACCUCUUUUUUUGUAUACCAAAUGAAAGUGAAGAGGAAAAAAACCCUUUAUCUUUCUUUGAGUGAAAGUACAAAGCUGUGAAAAAUACAUUCAAAUCAACAAAAAGGCAAUAAAUUAUAUUCCACCACUGCUAAUCCAAGUGUACUGGGAUUUAAUGAGGGGGUUGACACAAUUUAAUGUUACACCUCCAUGGAGUGGAUGAAUGUUGUUUUGAAACUGAAUUGACAAAGCACUUUGUAACACAUGGCAUGACUCAAACUAAAGCUUGGAUGAUUUUUAAAAGUUCCUUAAGGAUAUGCAAGUACAGUCUUAGCUUGUGGGAGUACUUAUUUGACUCAUGACAAACAAAGUAAUCUGUGCUGGUACACCAACUCCUAAACUUCACCCCAGCCAGCUUCACCACAGCUGAGUUGCAUCUCUCUAUGAAUUGUUCCUCCCUCUGUAAAUCUGCUCAUCUGUCCGCUUGAGUGGUCUCCUCUUAUGUAAGUUUGCAUCUUUGUCACAUGGCUGACAUUAUGGUCCAUUAUGCUGCAUUUAGUUUGCGUUAUAAACAAAGCGAGGUCUCAGUGACCCGAUAGCUCCUGAAUGAAUGAAUUGAAUAUCAAGCAAACAGAAGGCACAGACUCCUAUCAGGGAACAACAUCACAAUUUCCCACCAUUUUCUGCGUCACUGAACAGUGUGAAAAGUGAAGUUUUGGUUAGGGCCUUACACUUGGAGCCUAAUAAUAGCACAGGCACAUGCUGCAUUUGUGAGUGACACACCAAGAUGUUUGAUGGACAGGUUCGAUUCCUCAGGGGUCUCUGAUCCAGGCUCCAUGUAUGGCAUGUAUCAGCAACUUCGCCUUUAAGAAAUCACCCAUCCAUGUCACAGAGUCGUGACGACACACACUUCUAUCUAGAGAAAUGAAAAACUAUUUUUGAAACACUCCACACUGCCUCCCCAAUUUGGCUGUUAAGGAUGAAUUAACAGAUAGAGUAAGAGUGCAUCAAUUUCAGUGUGGGGGUGGUGUGUGUGUUUUUCUGAUGAGUGGGGACUGGAUGUGUGAGUGUGUGUGUGUAUGUGUGUGUGUGUGUGUGUGAGUGUGUGUGUGUAUGUGUGUGUGUGUGGCAUAAGAACUAAAGAUGCAGCAGCCACUUUGCCUUGCCAAUUGCUCUAUUUCUUUGAGUAGAAUGGUUUUCUUGGCUGUUUUUCAUCAAGGUUUUUAUCCUGUUGUACCCUCAGCUGGAAGAGGACUGAGUCAUAGCCGUCAAGGAAGCAGGUGGGUGGGAGUCAUACAGUGGGUGGGGUGGAGGAUGUGGGUGGUACAGGUUCAGGAGGGAGACGUUGUAGUGAUUCAGAAAAAUAUGAAUGGAUCAUACUAUGCAUCUUUUCUAUUACCUUGUUUUAUGAGGCACCAAAACAGUAAUUAUCCCCUUAAAGGAUCAUUAACCCCCCCUCGAAUAUAAUGGCUUUGUAGUGUUUUCAAUAGCACAUUCACUGAUGUUUGAACCAGCUCUCACUUGAUAUUUCACCACUCUCACUUGAUAUCUUAAAUAAACUGCUAAUCAAUGGGUGGAUGCAGAGGAAUUCAUUUGGACAUAAAAAUGAGCAGAAGGUGGAAUAAAUUAAAUCACUUCACUCUUCAGAGCCGCAUGCUUCAUGACUGAAGCCUCUUCUAACCCCAACUUGAUGUAUUUGUUUUCAUCAACUCUGCUGAGAAAUUAUGCGCUCAAAAAACUAAAAAUUUUAAAAAAUUGUACACCAAAUAUUUUGUUUUUAACCUGUGAGAGAUUAUAGAGUGAUACCAAAUGGUCAUAAAGUCACGCUGAAUGCGUUGGCCAGAGCAGAUAAGGCACAGAGUGACAGAUGUGUGGGUGACGUUCUCUUUUUGUCUCUGUGAGUUUUAAACUGUUUGUUGAGGGUGGAUGGGUGGGCAGGCCAUUAGGAGAAUUGAUGUGCGUGUAGCUGUGUGUAUGUGUGCACACACUCCAACAUAAAUGUAUGUGUGCUCCUGCUCUCUCUAACAUCACUGCUGUCGUCACUGCAGCCACCUCACAGUGACUCCCCUGUGACUGAAGGCCUGACAACCUCCCACGCUCUCCCCAUCAACUCCCUUGCUCCUACUCCUCUCCCCUCCCUUUAUCUGUACCUUGCCUCCCCACUCACUUUUAGUCCUUGGCUUUGUCUCCCCCUCAGUGCUAUUUUCUCAUCCAUUUAUCUCUGUCUACUAUCUUUCUCUUUUGUUUCACCCACCUCCUUCUCUCUCUCUCUCUCUUUUUUUUUUUGCUUGUUUUCAUCUCUCACCCCCUCAUUUGGUGUGUGGGUCUUCCCUGUCUUCAGUCAUGCUCUCUGCGCCCACUGCGCUGCCUGUUUCUGUCUCUAUGGAAACCCUGAGUGGACAAGACUGGCUUAGAGGUCUGCAAGACGCUGAUACAGACCCUAUUAGAUCACACGCUCGCAUUCUCUCCCAGAGAGCCACACGUUUUAAAUAUUGGGCACACAAGCGCAAACCCAUACUGUGUGAAAAUUAAUGGUGUGUCACACAAAAAUACUGUGAAAAUGCCUAAUUUUCCCUCGUGCCUACGACUUCUCAAUGGUGUGAAGUGGGAGGAAAGGAUGGAGGCAGUGAUAGAGUAAGGAGGGAACCCUUUUGUUGGAUUAUAAUGUUGUUGUUUUUUCAAUUACAUGGUGAUAAAGGAGACCACUUGCACAUAUUUUCACCUCCAGACACACAAUCAUGUGCACAAACGCCCCCUGGCCCUCUCGUGUUCUGACUCCCCUCUCAGUCUCACACCUCACAAACCAUAUUCUCCUCACAUUAGCACAUUGUUGAGUCUGCUGUGUUGCGUAAAACGUGCGUCAUCCAGGUCCAAACAUAUCUAAAGGACAGGUUAUUUGUGAUUAGAGGCCUCACAGAGACAGAAUUUCACAGCUUUUGGUCGCUCUCCUGAGCAUCAUCGCGAUUUGACGGUCACGCUUAAGUGGAUCAAUGCAGAGCACAAUCAUGGGGAGGAAGCAUAAGCUGAGUAGCAUCAUUUUGGAGGAGAGUGCAUGGAGGAAUGAAUUAGAGAGGAGCAAAAAAGAGGAGAAAACGCUGCUGUCGGAAAUCUUCUCCUUUCUGAGGUGAAGACUUAUUUUGAAAAACAUUCAACACUCACAUCUGUAGAUUUUUGAGUUUUUGUUUAUUUUAUCAAAAUAUACAUGAAUAAACUACAACAAAAGACUACAUUAAAGAAGACAUCAAAAUGGGCAGCAAUAACAGGGGUCAAAAACAGAACACAUACCCAACCCAGACCGGAGCCCACCCCAUUAACACCCCAGUGCAGUGAGAUAAAGACAUGCCAAUGAUGUCUCACAUUUAGGCACUUGAUUUUCCCUACCGAACCAUCUUUGGUCAUAGUUGCUGUUGCACGGCUUUGAACUGAGAUUCAAACAGGUCUGAGGUGGAUUUGAACUUGAUCCAUGUUGAUUCUGACGGAGCGAUUUAGAGGAUGCUGACUUGUUGGAUGACUUUCAAUGUACUUCCUUUAAUUUUGUUGGAUUGACUCUGCAUCUGCCCUUUUUUUUAAGAGAUGACCCAAAGAUGGUUUUAACCUGACCACCUCCAUAGAGUACACUUUAGCAUCAAAAAAUCAACACUAGAUAGUACAGUACUUCACAUGAUUACAGAAGAGACUCCACAAGGGAAAAGAAUCAAGCACUACAUCUGAACACAAUACCUGAAAACAAUGCAGUUGAUCCGCACAAGAUAUACUGUAAUCAAUAUGCUGUACAGUCUAUUGCAAAGGCAAUGUAGUUGGCAUUUUUCUGUAGGAACUAACCAGUCUGAUUAACACUGAGUAUUUUCUUGGAAAGUCUUGCAAAAAUAGAUCAAUUUUUAUUAAAUUAAAAGCCUUUGCUCUGACUUCAGGGUGUUAUCUAUGUAUUAAGCUACUCAUGCAUUGUAUUAAUGUGCAUACAGUAUACUGUAUGUAUGCCUGCUCAUGUGUGUGUAUUUGUGUUGUGCAUGCAUGAGAAUGUUCUGCUAAAAGUACUGUACAGACUUAUCCCUCCGUUUUUUUUCUUUAGAAUACACCCAUUUAGUAAAGGAUUAACAAAGUUACAUUAAACUGUUUAAGAAGCAUAGUAGUCACACAGUAUUUGGCAGUGAGAGAACAGUCCUAAUUUAUCCAUGCACGAUAUUAACCACAGGCAAGGUCCACAUUCUGAACAAACCCUUCAAGAACAACACAGUAAGAACAUGAAAAGAGUAUACAAGAUUUCAAGAACCUGGAAGUGUGUUUGUGGGUGUUUGUGUCUGUGUGUGUCCAUGUUUGUUUGUGAAUAUGUCUGUGCAUGUGUGUGAAUGUCAACAGCUCAGCUGGCUUCCUAAGAAGACCAAAGGGCUAUGACUCAUGCAGUGCAUACAGCAUUUUCUGGAAUUUGAACAAUAUCGGAAGAAUUAUUACUUUCCUACAAAGCCCGGAUAAUUACACAUAAUCAUGUUAGAACCUUACAGAGAACAUGGGGAGUUUACUGAAAACCUGAUCAUUCCCACCCCCAUAGGUCUAUUAUAGACCAAACACUUAAUCCCUGGAUUGCAUUUCCAUUCAACAGUUUCCCUUCAAGGCAAGCACCUCCCUCCUUGACUGUAGGUUUGAUGUGAUUACAUGUGUGUUUGUAUGUCUCAGACUAGUCCGGUCUGUGUAUGCAGGUGCAGCGGGUAUGGUUGGUAAAGCAGAGUUGAUCCCCCCUGUGGUAUGUAGUAACUGCAGUAGCUGGGUUCUGCUAAAUAGGGAGCACUGUGCUCAGCAAGGUAUGGAGCAGGCUGGUAGAAGCAUGUCACAUGGUCUGUGUUGGGGAUAAUGUUCUGCUCGCCUAGAACCUUCAGUGCCAGCACUGUGAUCAUGUUCAGUGUCUGACGUCGCUCAUGUCCCAUCAGACACACAGUGCUGUCAUCAACCACACGGCGCAGUGUCAUCAGGUACUGGUACUUGCUUCUUUCCUCUCCGAUAAAGUGGUUCUUCAAGUAGGACAGGAUCUUCCUCUGUUGCUCCUGCACAUCAGGAAAAUCGAUGAAAAAGCGUGAGCACAUGUAGCGCUCCAAUGUCUUUAUCUGAGUCUCGCUGGCAGGGCGGUAGUCCCUGACCAGCAGGUUGCUGUAUUUCAACAGGCCACCACCUCGAAUUUCCUCAGGGUUUCUUGUAGCUAUCAGACGGUAGCGCAGGUGGUCCAUGGCUGCCUCAAAGUCACCAUACAUGCUCUCUGCCAAGACUUCAACGGCAGGGACCACACUGCAUGCCUGGGGACCGUUGCUCUGUUCAGGCAUGUCUGCUGGUACCUUGGGGGCCUCUUUGUUCUCAAGCAUGGAGCUGGAUACCUCAUCUGCUGGUGGAAUAGCAAAUUCCUCUGGGUUUUCAGCCUGACAGUGAGGCAGCACAUGUGAGGUUGGGUUUGGGAUUGUGAUUGGAAAAGAGACAGGCUCUGCAACCUGAGGCAAUGAUGAGAUAAAAUCUGGUUCUUUUUUAUCCUCCAACACUAGGAGAGGAAUUCCUGGCUGAGGGGAGGCCUCGGUAACUGGUUCCUCGCUGUCUGCGCUCAGCAUCAAAGACUCUAUGUCUGACGAUACCUGAGGUACAAAGUCCUCUGACUCAACUGGAGGAGUGAGACAGAGGAGGGGUGGGCUGAGGCAGGGAGACGGCGGGCUGAGACAGAGUGGAGGGGGGCUGAGGCUAAGCAUGGGAGGGGUCAGGUAAGGAGGUGAGCUGAGGCAGGAUGAGGUAGGACUGACACUCAGGGGCGGAGAGCUAAAGCUAGUAGCGGGGCUGACAGUGCUCAUCACCGAAGACGAGAAGCAGUGAGAGGGAGGGGUGGCACACUGAGGGGGGCUGAGGCUUGGGGGCGAGGGAGUGAAGCAGGGUGGGGAAAGACUGAGCACAGGAGGGAGGAGACAGGAAACAGGAGGGGUAACACAGUCAGAGGAAGAUGAUGAACUAAGUGUGGUCUCUUGAGAGUUUUCAUCUGCCUGAUCCAAGCCCAACUUUCUGGUUUGUCUGUCAUCCUCACCACUGAGCUCAGUUUCUGAGGUAUGUGCAGGAUCUUGUGUGGCUGUAUUGAACAUAUCAGUGUGUGAAACUAAUGUUUCCUCUGGGUCAGGAGGCUCUGAUUGUUUGGGUUCAGGGACAGGUUCUCUAGGGGAGGUCUGGCUCUGCUCUUCAGAAGCCACAUGAGUAGACUGAGUCUCCUCUAAGCCCUGAAUACUUGUCUCAUCUGAACUCUCUGAGAUCAACUGAGGAAGCUGUAGCUCUUGAGGUAAAGCAGACAUGGGACCCACAGAAGGGGGAGAUAUAUCAGGGGCAGGAUCAGGAGCUGAGGUAAGAUCUAGAUUUGAUGGAAGGUUGGGUUCAGGCCUGGGGUCUGUUUCAUCAGACACACCGGCUGUUGGGGUAGUGGUAGGGUCUGAACUUGGAGUUGUUCUCUUGGAAUUAAAGUCAAUACCAGGUUCAGAGCAGAGGUUUGAAUCUAGACAGGUAUCUUGAACAGAAUCACUGUCAGGAAAUGGACUGGGGUAUGGACUGGGGGUAACUUUCCUGCACAUCCUCCGUGGAGGUUUAGGAGAAGAGUGUUUGAGCACUACCAUGUAAGACAGACGAUCUGUGGCCUUACAAGAAGAAGAAGAAGGAGAAGAGGUCUUUUUGUCAGAAACAAGGCUUGGUGGUGCAGAUAAAAUAUCCUGAGUAUCUGGAGGACUGAGGGCAUCAAGUGUUUUAGGUGUUUUAUCUGGAGAGUCAUCUGUGUGAAGUGUGCUGUAAAUCUCCUGUGCGUCCUGUGUGCCAGGAGGCUGUGUGUUGUGAGGUGUAAGAGACAUGGAGGAGUUGGAGCAGGAGCGAUCAAUACCCUCGGUGUCCUCUACAUUUUUUGCUUCUGAUGCGGAAAUCUCCUCUGCCAUUUCACUGAUUUCGGUAUGAUUUUUGCUCUCUGUCUGUUCCUGUGUCUCUGUCUCAACUUCGCUUUCAUCUGCUGGCUGUGUCUCUAUCUUUGCAUGUAAAGAUGUGCUCGAGUCUGGAGUAGAUACAUACGGUGUUUUAUCUGUCUCAUUUCUGCUCGAAUCCUCAGUGAGACAAUUAGAGAAGUCUGUGCUGUGCAAUUCUGCAAGAUUUAGUGACUCUUCCUGGGUUUCAUUGGAGGAUUUUGGCGACUCAGUCUGUUCUGUGUGCUCUGUGAGUUCUCUCUCUUCAUCGGGGGGUUUCUGGUCUGUCAGAACAGACAGUUCCUCGUGAUCUGAGUGUGGUGGUUGUUGGAUAUCACAGGGCUCAGUUUGCUCUACAUUUGCCAAGUUUUUAUUUUUUUCCAACAACUGAGGCCCGUGUCUGAGUUCAGUCUGAGUUGGUGGUUCAACUUUCUCUGAGUUUUGCUUCUUUUCUGUUAAAAGGUUAAGGGAUGUCUGGUCAGGGGAGUCUGUCUCACUGAGGUUUUCUUUGUGUUGUGAUGAUCCUUCCAGAUCCACAGAUGUUUCUACUUUUUUGUCUUCUUCAACUUCAGUGUGUUUUGUUUGGUUUGAAUGUUCAGUUUGAUGCGAGAGAUCUGUCUGGGACUCCUUUUCAUGCACCUUGUCUUUCUGAAGUGUCAGACUGGGUGGGGUCUUGUCUUUGCUGGGUAAGUCCCUACCAGUCUGGCUCUCUGUUUCUGAACAGCUGGCCUGUUUAAGGAGAGAGGGAGAGUCUUUAUGCUCUUUCUCGGUCUGCUGGUCUGCAGGCCGGUCUUUGAGCUCGCCAGUUUUGUUUUUGUGCCUUGAGUCCUGCUGCAUGUAGGUCUCCAAGAGACGAUCCAGAAUGAUCUGGAAGGAAUCAACACUGAACUCAAACUGCCGCCUUAGCGCGCUCACAAAUUUAAGCUCGAGGUUUUUCCCGCUGUUAUUUGACAGUGAGAUGAGACUCCAGCGGUCAUGUUCAUUGAAGACUUUGACCAUUUUCUGGACAUAGGCCUCCUUCAUAGUGGCACAGCUGAUCCUCUCCCUGUUGACCCCAGCAGGUAAACAGUCCAGCAAGCAGCCCAGCACUGACUCUUUGAUCACCUGGGAGGAGAAAUUGACAACAUGACUGAUGAUUGCAAUCUGAAUGUAUUGUUACUUUUAUUAUUGAACUGAUAAUUGUAGUGCUUGCAUGAUUUAGCUUUUCUGUUCAUUAAGUAUAUUAAAACCAAUAUUAUUGAUUCAACAUUUUCCGUGUACAACAGCCAAAUUGUGGUUAGGACAUCGAGGUGGCAACACAUAAUCAAUACUGCAGCACCUUGGAGAUACAAUGUUGUGCUUCAGAAUAAUACAGACAAAUGAAUGGCUGUCAGUGGGAAUGAACUCCAGUGCUCAGCUGUUAUUACACGCAGCUGCUCUUCAAGCAGGACAGUAAUCAUACCUGGAACUCCUCCUGGCUGGGCAACUCAACCCCAAAGAUGAUGUCCAGGUCUUUGUAGCUCGUUCCACUGUCUCUGACGAGGACGUGACUGGCCGUAGAGCCGUUCAGACGCACAUCUCUCACUGUGAUUCCCUGCUUCUGAAGCCUGGCUCGCACAGCUAUGAUUAUGUCUCGAGGACGCAGCUCCAAUGUUGGAAAGUUUCCCCGGCCGUGGAUUGGAACAACUUCGGACAAAACUUGAUGGAGAACCUCCACCUGCUCAGCAUUUAGGCUGUGGAACCGCUGACUGACUUUGGUUUCAGACAUACUGUUGCCCUGAAAGGAGAGGGAGGAGGACAUCAGUGAGAGUUUAUUCUAACUCCCUUUCUAUCUGUUACACACACACACACACACACACACACACACACACACACACACACACACACAGAGCACUCACUCACACUCAUAUGCACACUCCCUGCCAGUCUGCUGUCUGUAAGUCACAGCUUGGCUGACAGCUUUUCCACAAUGCUAAUGUAACUGCUGUGUUGACAAGAUGACACAUGGUGCGAUACACAUAGAUGUGCUCUGCAUAAAUACGCCCCCCCGACUGACCAGGUCACAACCAAGUAUUUGCUCUAUAUAAAUGACAGAAAACAAACCCAAGCAAUAUUAAAAAUUUAAUACAAUACAUUCUUGCAAAACUUAAACAACUGAAAAAUCCUACUAAUCUACUGAUUUAAAAUGACUUUUCAGGAUAUUAUAAUAAUGAAUAUGACAAUGACAUGCAAAGGCAAGCAGAAUCUUUGUUUAUUGAUUGUUUCCACCAGAGGAGCAAGGGUUAAGCCGAAUGAGUCAUCACCGGCAGACUGCAUUAAUCACACCAACAUCACUAAUUAAAGACACACAUCUGUUUUUGUGUCUGAGUGCACCACAUGAUAUGUAUAUACACUACAAACAAAGACUCCCCCUCACAUUCACGGGAGCACAGGAAAGCGGUAACUUAACAUCAUUGUAAAUUGUUACACAAAUUGGAACAAAGUGGGGUUUGAUAUCAGCCAAUUAUUUUCAUUUGGCUGGUCCGUGUAAUCUUUCAGGCAGUUGCGUAAAAUUCUUUACAUUCAGGGUGCAUCAGUCAAUCGGCACAAACUAGACCCAGCUUUCACCAAACAAAGAAUCUGCAUCACUGAGUCAGUCUGUAGAGUCUGUUAUGUUUGUGCAAGUGCAAUUGUAGGUGCACAAAAAGUGUUUCAGAGAGCCUGUGCUUGUAUUUGAGUGUGCAACUGUGGUUCAUAGCAGCCCAUUAUGAUCUAUUGUUUGCUCGAAUCAAUGGAUGUCACUCAGUGCUACAGCUGAAUGCUGCUGAUUGCUAUGAUUUGUCAAUACAAGCAAGGUAAACACUGUGAUACUAAUGAGCAGUAAUGCGAUGCUUUCUGGUAAGUUUGUCUGACAUCUAAGUGCUAUCGUCUGCAACAACCGCAAACAAUCUAUCAAAGAGAGUGUCUAUAAACUGUCUAAUUCAUGCUGCACACAUUUCAACAGUCACUUAAGGGCAGCACUUUACUCAAUAGCAGUUAAAGAGGAGUACCUGUCUGCUCACUCAAAAACAACAGAGAACACUUACCAGUAGACACUGAAGUUAAGUCUGAGAACACAUAACUCCUAAAAAACACUGCCAUGGAUGAGACAUCUGUUUGUGUCCAGCUACAGCAAGGUAAAAUUCAAGUUGCAGGAGCACAACCAGAGGUGGUUAAUGUAGCCCCAGAUGUUGACACUGAUCAUACACACAAAGAAAAUGUUCUCGGGAGGCAGAGAAGCACUGCAGGACUGUUUUCCAGCUAUCCCCUGUAUCUCCCCCUCCCCUUCAGCACUCUUCUGCAAACUUGCAGCCUGAGUGACUCAUCCAGGCGUAUCGGCUCAGCACACAUAUAAUCCUUGGUCUCUGAAAACCCAACAAAUCAGAUUGUCUAAUAUGCAAAGAACUGAAUCUAAAUAUGUACAAACACUCACAGUGAGUCGGAGUUUCACCUUGUGAAAUCUAAAAGUAGUAUACUGGGGAAGAAUUACUGUGUCCUCUUAGAGCUAAUUUACCUAUGCAUGUCACUGACUUUUUCACAUGUUCUGGUUUUCACAUGUUCAAUGCCUACAUCUCCCCUUUCUCUUCUAUUCACCUGGACAAAUAUGAUUCAACUCCAAGAAGAUUUUUUAUAAAAAGUAACAAUUUCCAAGUUCAAGUGCAAUAAUUGUGGACCAAAUGCAUAAAAAAUCAGCUAUAACACAAGUGUGAUGUUUUCAAAGACUGCUUCUUCAUGUAUUUGGACACUAUUUUGUUUGUUAACUAUGAGUGUGGUUGUUUUUCUGUUUGAAUCGACCCUGUAUGAUGUUUUGUUUAGAAACAUUGAAAAUGGUCCAAAGCCAUGCUGCUGCUCACUCUAAUCACCUAAUCGCGCGCUUACUCACUCCUGAGAUACCAGGUGAGGCCAAUUAACCGCAAUUAAGUCCCUGGUGCGAUAACGGGUGGGUGUAAUUCCAAGCAAACACAUUAAAUACCAGUAUAGACACUUAAUGCAACCAACCAAAGUACUUUAGGGUACGUGGCGUUAUCGUCUUACCUGUUGCUGUGGCUUCUGACGGAGCUCCCGGCUCUACAGAAGAACUAAACCUUUAACAUCCACCGAGUUUCAGUUCUGCUGAGUCUCGGUCUCUCCUAUGGAAGGGGUUGUUUCUCCUCUAAAGUCCCUACCCACUCCGCUUAGUCUCGGUGCUGAUGCGACUCUGUCCCUUUCAAGGCAUGUGGGGCUAGAAGCUGCGCGCGAGUUCAUUCGGGCGCUGUCCAGGAGCUCGCGUGGUGCUGAAAUGAAGACUGGAAUGAGUCCUCGCGCUCUUGUUUUGUUCUCCGGCCGCCCGGAGCGUAACGCAGUUUCCAUAGCGACCUGCCGUCACUCAGUAAUGACUGGGAAGUGUGUGUGUAUCUGUGUGCACAACAGUCAUUGGCCACAACAAUGAUGGCUGAGUUGUGUGAUGUUGUGGUGGCGCGAGGGGGUUAAUAGGUUUAAAAAUAAUGUGUGUGUCCCCCUAAAAAACAACACUUUUCGAGCUAAAUAUAGAGCAGAGAGAGUGAGACCAUUAGGUAAAAACUUGAUCAUUAUCGCUGAAUCAAUAGCUUCUACAUUGGGAGUUGUUGAGGGACAGUUGGUUUAGCUGGAAGAGAAAAUAACACUUUUUAAAAUGUCUUUUCUGACUUUGUUUUUGUUUUUUUAUGUGAGUCAAAGCAGGCAAAAAUAUGCUGAAAUGUUGCCCUAUGUCUGCAUUAAAGGGAGUAUCUGCGUUCUGGUGAUGCUCUAAGUUUAUCACAGGGGCAGAAAAUCAAGGCAAACCCCUUUUAAGCCAAAAAAGGCCUCUUUUGUUUUGGGGCAACAUUUAUGAAACACUUCUCAUUUACUUCUUCAGUCCCCCCCACGCACACAUCAUUAUAGCCUACCUAGUGCUGUGUCCAUACAGAGUAUCAGCAACAGUAUGACUCAUCCAUGCUUCUCCCUCCCCCUGACCCAGCCGAUAAUCCCCCCCCCUACCCUACCCCCCAAUCCCAAGCCCCCUGUCACUGCCCGCUGUCCACACACAAACUGGAACCUCCUCCCUCUGUUGAAAACCACUGUUCUUGUUUGGUUGUAUUUUCUACCCUUUAUUUGUCCCCUUCAUUCCUAUAACAUCUCCCUGCAUGUUUUUUCCGAAAUGAAGAGAGCGGAAGAGGAUGAAAAAGUGUCACAGCUAACCGCGAGUACAAAAGGUCAAUUUACUCUUUCACCAAAAAAGCACAAAUGACGUCACUAGACGUGUACCACAACCUACCGAUACCGGGUACAAACUAUUUUUAGCCCUGGAUGGGAACUUGUCUGCUGUGGACACGCGUGCCCGUCCACUCCUCAAACAGCCGUGACGUAGGAGGCGCGAGCACGCCGUGCGAAAUCGUGACCGAGUGACGACGACAGAGAAAGGGAAUCAGAGCGGUCUCAUCCGAAGAUGACACGAGAUAUUGCGAUAGUUCACUGAUUGGAGUCGUUUUGAACCUCUCAACAUUUCUGCAAACUAGAGACGUGACAAUGGAUUCACACACCGGCUUAUAUUCUCUUAACUAUUUGCAAUUAUCUGUUUAGGUUUCACAAAUAUGCAUAUGUUGGCAAACUAUCCCUGGGAAAAAAAGGGUGAACGUCAUUGUACUGCGCAUGCGUUGUACAAGGGUGGAUUUAUUGUCUUAUUUGCUAAUCUAAUUUAUACACCAAUGAUUAUGAAAACCAAUAAAGCAUGUUUCAAUCACAUUCUGCAUAUGGUCUCAACGCACAAGUUUAAGUCAUUUUGGCCAAUACUAUGUCUAAAUAACCGAGCUGCCUGCUCGCGGAAGUACUCUCCGGUGAACCCUCUUGACUCACUACAGUAGCGAAUUUACGCGAGCUAGAAAAUUCAAAAUAAACAAUCCUGGGAGAUAAGUGAGUGUCCGGAUGCAACUCCGUUUGAGUACACAACCAGAAAGAGGAUCUGCUGCAGACAGAGACGUUCACCAUGCCCAACAUGGAGAGUAUCCUUUGCUGUGUUUGUCUGAGAUACAUAACGGUAAACGCUGAUACCUAGCUGUAGCGGUUGUUAGCUGUAGUGUGAUGACAGCUAGGUUAGGUGCAGUAAUGCUGCCCCGUUAUACUGUAAAGGGGAAAAGUAAUUGUUUGCCUUUUCACGAAGUAAUUUGAUGAAACAAUGAUUAUACAUUUACGACAUACAAAACAUCUUCCCAGCAUUGAUGUCGAGUGAUUUUCCAGUGUAUGAAUCAGUAGGAGAGAGUGGGGUAAGAUGAGUCAUUUUUCAUAUUUCAGAUCACUACAUCAAGACAAUCAUAGUUUUGUCUCUAACUAGUGUAUCUGUAUCUGCAAACCAACAGAAUGAGUGUAAACAUAAAAAAAGUGGUCUCCUAUGGUUAACUUACCCCACUCUUGACCCCAGCCCUCCCUCACCUUCUCUCUCCCUAAAUAACUUCACAUUCAUGUGUGUUUUUCAUCUAUUAAACACUAUUCAACUGGUCCAAAAAUUAUUAUUAUUGUUAUUGCAUAUAACUGCUAAAAAGCUGUUUUGUAAAAAAAGCCAUUUUAACAUGAGAAUGCCUUAAAGUGAUUCAGAACAUUCACAGCUUUAUAUUUGAAAAGACAAAGUAACACAUUUCAACAAUCUGAACUGAAACUCUGAUCCUCUCAUCAGACUCCUUUAUGGCUCAACUUACCCCUGAACUACUAUGAUGAAUUUAUUAGUCCUCAAAACUAAAAUGGUGGACUUUUAUGCUAGGUUUUUGACCUCAUGUUGUAGCUCAUAGAUACCAAAAUUGAUAUAAAACAAGUUUAAAAUGAUCUUUUUUGGUCUGAACUCAAUUCUAAUAAAACUUAGGACAGACUAAAUUCACUUUUAAGGGUGAAUAUUUUUUUUUUUUGUAAAUAAAUGUCUAACCCCUUCACCCAUGUGCUUCUAACCUUCACAGACUCCAUGAAUUGAUGCCCAUCUCCUAAAUAUUUGGUCACAUGAUCAACUUCUUUUACCAUUUCCAAGCAACAGGGGGUGACUCAAUUUACCCUUUGGCUCAACUUACCCCACUCUCCUGUAUGUGUUUUAUUACUGUAAUUUAUGUCCAAAACUUGAAGGAAUCAUUCUUUAAUAGCCAAACAGAACAACUGUUCAACCUCAAGUUUGCUGCCAAGGAGCUGCAGCGCAAUUCCAAGAAAUGUGACAAGGAAGAAAAGGCAGAAAAAUCAAAAGUGAAGCAGGUUGGCUUUCUUUGUUGUGAAUGUGAAAAUCCUGAUAUUCAGUAGCAAGCUUGGUUACAAAGCAGCUGGACAGGGUAUCCUUUUUAUGAACUACAUUUGAUUUUAGGCUAUCCAGAAAGGUAACAUGGAGGCUGCCAAGAUCCAUGCAGAAAAUGCCAUCCGUCAGAAGCAUCAGUCCAUUAACUUCCUGAGGAUGAGUGCCCGUGUGGAUGCUGUUGCUUCUCGGGUUCAAACUGCUGUCACCAUGAACCAGGUGAAGAGAACAUGUUGCUUUCCACUGUCAGUAUUGUAUGAUCGCAAAAGCAGCAGACUCAGUAUUUCCCAUCUUUACCAACAAAACUGCCUGUUUGAUUUCCAAAGAUCCCCCGUAUUCUAUUAAAAUCAUAAAAUCAAAUUUUUGUUCUGUCAGCAGAUAAUCUGCUCAUUCUCUAAUAGAACCCUGUUUCCAAAAUGUUGCUAUUGUGUUGGAUAAUUUGAAAAAUUACAUGAGCUUUAUAUUUUGAUGGCUUUAGAAAGUUGAGACAGUAGUGAUUUAAGACUGUCCAUGUUAUGAAAUACCAAGGGAAAACACACCGUGGAAUAUCUACUAUAGGACUCUAAACUGACAACAGGUUCACCAUUCGGUAUAAAUACAGUCUUUCUGCUGUUUAUGGUGCAUUCAUGUAGAGUUGAACAGGUCAGAAAUAUUGGCAUCCAAGUUGGUCAAUGUACAUGAACACGGUCAGCUGAGAUGACUCUCACCUCAUGCAGCCACUAAAGGUCAUGAAGAGGAACACCAGUUGUCCUUAAGGACUGCUGUGGCUGGUUAGCAUAUACACCUUAGCAUGUCCAUCUCUCACAGGCUAAACAUCUAAUAAUUUUUCAAAGAUGUUUUUAUAAUUAAUGUGGUACAUAUAUGACAUCUGUCAUAUUACAUGGCUCUCCUUUUUGCUGCUCCCUGCCACAAAAACACUGGAAACGGCAAUCAGCACACAGUUCAAAUCUUUGUAACUGAGACAUUUCACACUCCUCUAUGUAGCAUUAUGUUGUUUGUUGCUGUUACAAUAUUCUAACUUUCCACAUUGAAAACACAUGAACACACUAAAGUUGGAAAAAUGAUCCCAACUCGAGAACUGACAUCAUCUGAGAAGGGUGUUUUGUCUCUCUGUGAUUGCGCCGGUAAGGUGUGCAACGAUUCAAGAACAUACAUCAUCAAAAGAGUUGCAGAAAAAAGGCAGAUGAUUUCAUUGUCUUCAGUACACAAUAUACUUUAAAGAGUCAGAGCAUGAGCUCAAGACGUGUGAAAGGAUCAGUGCUAUGGUAUAAUAAAAGAUAACAAAGGAAGAGAAAGGUGUUGUCGGUGUCAUGUGGCUGACCUUGGCUACAGUCUUGAGAGAGAGAAGAAGAAGAAGAACUUUAUUGAUCCCCGAAGAGAAAUUCAAUUGUCUGUUGUCUCAUGUAAUAUGUCUAUAAAAGUUAUCUAGUAUUUACAUAAGAGUUAUAAAGCCUGAUGGCUGUUGGUACAAAAGAUCUUCUAAAUCUUUCUGUUUUAAAUCUUUCUGUUUUGGGGGGAGACUGACACAAGCCUUUGUAGACCAGGCUGAGGUAGAGAGUUGGAGGUUGUUUCAGAGAAAAAAGGGGAAAAGAUUCUGAAAUCACAUAAAGCCAUUAUCAAUUCUAUAGUGGGAAUCACUGCAUGGGCUUCCAAAAACAUUGUAUGUGAUCAUAAUAUGUUGCUGCAUCCACAAAUGAAAGUUAAACUUAACCAUGCAAAGAAGAAACAGUAUUUCAACCAGAUGCUGAGAUCUUUGUUAUUAAUCUCAUUUCAGACAGGCUGAGGGGAAAAUGAGUCUUGGGAUCUGAUGAGUACAAAAAAAAAACUCUUAUACUCUGAAUUUACGGUAGAUCUGUGUAUCCACAUAAGAUAUUUUUCUGUGCUUGUGCUGAGUCUAUGUGUUGAAAUCAUUUUAAUAUUAGAGAGGUUGCAGAGUGUGAAAUUGUCAUGGUAAUAUGACCUAAGUAGUCUUUUAUAAGGAUUCAGUGAGUACAGGACAUACAAAUAAAGGCUCUGAUUCACCAGCAUCAUUAGAGGGGCUUCAGACUUAAUGCUUAUGGCUUCUCUCUCUGAGCAACUGUUGCUUUCCAUGGUUUUGAUUUGGGCCUCUUUAGGAUGACCCCCCUGACAUAUAAUAGAACAGAGUGUUUUUUUCACAGAAAAAGGUACACAGUGUGAAAUAAUCAUUUAAAGUCUGUAUGCCAUUGAAACACAGUUGCCUUUCAUAUAAAAACAUCAUCACAAUGGUAAACAUCUCCAGCAUAGCAAACUGGACUUCUAAUAAGUUGUUCGUGACAAGUUUAAUAGGUAUUGUGGAAGAGUAUUAGGAUGCAGGGGAGUCAUGAGGACGUGUCAGGUUUAAAAAAAAGUACAAGUGACACCUAGUGGAAGCAGAGGAAUACAGCACCUAAAUGUUUGCCACGCUCCCCUCUCAUCUUAAACACUAACAUCCUGCUUGAACUGAAAACAAAUUAAACUUGUAACAUUAGACAGUUGAGGCUUCAACGUUUUAACAUUUCUAUUUUUGUCAAAGGUGUCUAAAUCCAUGUCUGGAGUGGUGAAGUCUAUGGAUGCUACGCUGAAAAGCAUGAACUUGGAGAAGGUAAAAAAAAUAUCUUGAGACCUUCAACAGACAAGGAAAGAGAGAUUAUGCCACUGAGAUGUUUGGACUGUUAUUUUCUGUAUCUACCUCUCUCUGCAGAUCUCUGCACUGAUGGACAAGUUUGAGAACCAGUUUGAAACUCUUGAUGUGCAAACAGCUCAGAUGGAAGACACCAUGAGUAACACGACCACUUUGACCACACCUCAGGUAAUAAGAAUAGACCUAUGGAAACAAACUGUGCUCCUCUAGGUACACUGGUCAGACUCUCUGUUUGACUAAGUCUUUUGUGUCAAUAUUUAAGAAAUAACAAUUUCUUUGUUGGUCCCUAGAAUGAAGUGGAUUUGCUUAUGCGUGAGAUGGCUGAUGAAGCAGGGUGAGUAUGGCUAAUUAAAAAAACAAACAAACAAGCAAGACAGUACCAGAAAAUCUGGAGCCCAUGAAGGGACAUGGAAAAAUCCUGAGAAACUUUUGAGGGAUCAUACUUUUUUUUUCAUCCAGGUGUAUUGAUCAUUUGAGAAGUACUGAAGGUUCAUGCACAGAUCCAGUCUUUUUGGGCUCAUAACCCAUUACCAGAUCUUUGCCAUAACAAAAGUAACCCCCCCUUUUUUAAUUAUAGUGGAUAGACAAUAAGACACAUCCUUUUUUAUCAGUACAAGAAAUUCUCUGCUGAACAACUCUCAGUGACUGCCAGGUGAGAUUAGACUGUCUAAAAAUUAUAACCCCAAUCUCCCAAUAAACUGGGAUACAGUGUAAAAUGUUGAUGAAAACAAAAUUUCAUGGUUUGCUUAUUAAUUAAACUCUACAUAACAUUAGUAUAACAAGAAUUUGUUAAAUGCUGCUUUAUAAAAAUAUAUUAGCUCUUGUUCAACACGUUUUACAAAAAAGACAGAAAAUCACUCUGACUCUCCACUCCACUCCACAAUCUUCGGUCAUUUCAGAAUAUUGUGCUGUGGAGUAACAGUGUGAAGAUUUUGGAAAGUCAUCACCCACUUUACGUAAAAUCAUUAAGGGAUUCAGAAAAUUUGGAGGAAACUUGGGACAAAGGGGACUAACGCUGGCUAGCCAUGAUCUUCAGGCCCUCUAGAGGCACUGAAUUAAAACCAGACCUGACUCUGUAGUGGAAAUCACUCCAUGGACUCAAAAACUAUCAUCUUUGAUCACAGCUUGUCACUGCAUCUACAAAUACUGAUUAAAACAGUACCAUGCAAAGAGGAAACCAUAUACUGUAUUUACAUGGUACAGAAAAGCAGCUGACUUGUCUAGGCUCAAGCUCAUUGAAUACUGACCGAGAUGAAGUGGGAAACCAUCUUGUUGUCUAAUGAAAGAUGUUUUUUUUUUAAUUUUAAGUCAUUGGCACUGCAUCCUCCUGUUUUUUUUAUGGGAGAGCUUGCAUAUUUCACCAGGACAGUGCCAAACCACUUCUGCAUGGAGUACCACCUUGUGACAUACUGACACAUGUUGGGUGGAUGUAACAGAGAAAAGGAGACCCUGAACUGUUGAGUGGCUGAAAUCCUAAAUCAGACAAGAAUGGGAGAACGUUUUAUUUCAAAACUCCAGAAACUGGUCUCCUUCAUUGUUCUGUAUACAAGAACAGAACUUGUGAAAAUAACAUUCAAAAUAUGAACAAAGACCUCAACGUGCUUCUUUGAGAGUCGGUGAGGCUUAAGAUUAAUGUACCGCCUAAGGAAGGUGUAUUAAGAGUCUUAACUGACUACCCUUAAUAUUUCCCAUUUGGCCAUUUUUGAACAUCUAGUCAGCCAAGCAGAGAUCAUAGUGAAAAUGUUCCUUUGUUUUUGUCUCUUGUUUUAGGUUGGAUCUGAACCUGGAGCUCCCCUCAGGCCAGACUACGUCACUGGCUUCAUCUGUAGCAUCAACAGAGCAGGUGACACUUCCACUUCUAUCUUUGUUCGAUCGCUAUUUUUAGUGUUUUACUUCCCUGAACAAAAGUCACACAUUGUCUGUAUUGUCUCUCGCAGUCUCAUCGGUAAAUAUAAAAUAGUGUCGCCCAAAUUCAAAUUUAAAGCGACAGCCCACUGAAACUGCUCGAAUAAUACCUAAGUGUGAAUUACGACAGAAAUGUAGGUUUAAACACCGACAAGUUCAUCUAGCCUAUCAACAAUUUGCAUCAGAGGAGUUUUGUCAAUUCACUCCUGCAGUUUGUGGAUUCAACAUGUCAGAAAAUAUAACAUCUCUUUAGAAAUACAGUUCCCAAUAUGGACCUUUUUUAUUUUCUCUUUAAAGUGCUCUGACUCUUGUCCCAUUCCCUUAUUCUUAGCUUUAAAUGACAAUCAACAGCUUUAAAAUGGUUUGCUGUGUUGUGUCUCACCUCACUGAGAAGUUAAAGCAAACCGUAAGAGACUCCUGUCAGAAAUUCUACAAAACAGCCUGUUCCUCCUUUUCAAAUCUUGAGUUACUUAGGGGGAAGGAUUUGCCUCAAGCAAUCCUGGGUGGACCUUGAAGACCCCACCCUAGCCUGGAAUUUAAUCUAAACUAAAGUGAUUCUUCUCUUUAUGCAUUAUUCAUUAUUUUUUUUAAGUCAAUAUUAUUAUUUUUUGUUUUUGUUUCUUUGUUUUCAAUCUGUAUAUCCUUGGUACCAUUUUCUGUGAUUGAAAAUCCAAAUAGAAACAGUCCUGCUGCUCAGUGCACUUCUCUGCUGUGGAUCUGUUAGUUGAAAAUGUUGAGAACAAUCAUUUUAUAUCCACAAAUGAUGUAAUCCCUGCUGGUAAGAUGGAACGUCUUGGAGAGAGACAGUGUUAGACAAAGCAGAGCAUUCAGCCUCUUCUUUUUUUUAACCUAAACAAGGACUGUUUGGAUCAAUGUGAUGGACAGCGGAAAAGGUGGAUUAUGUUGCAGGAAGUAUUUAAACUUGAAGAUGUUUGGAUAUGUUUUCCAUUAUGACAACUCACCAGUGGAAUUUAUUGUAACCGCCAUAACUCAAGCUAACCACAGCCGCAGUUUGAAAGGGCAUAACUAAAGACAUUUAAUCCUUUACCUUUCAAGCCAACAGGGGUUGAGUGAUACUCUGAGAAGAAUCACUUUAAGUCCGACUGCUUAAGCUGCCCUAUUGAAAAAAACAUUCUGACUUCAAGCUCUAUCUAAACCAAGGAAGGUUUGGGAUUUUCUAGGAUUAUUGCAAGCUUAUAACCACUAAUACUAUAAUAAAAGAAAGAUCUUUUGGGUCUUAAAACUGAGAUAGAAUUAUUAGUCUCCGAGCUGCGGCUGAAACCGCUAUAUAAUCUGUUUCCUCUUACUGUUUCACCAUUUUGUGUUGUCACCAGGAUGAGCUCUCCCAGAGGCUGUCCAGACUGCGGGACCAGGUGUCAUAGUGAAGUAGAAAAUGACAAGUUCAUAAGGAGGGAGAAGAAGAAGAGAAGCAGGAAGAGACAAGGAGUGAAAAAUGGAGAAUAAACAAAAAAAAAGGUGCCAUGUGCCUGCAAGCUGUGUACCCUCCUUUGUCAUCGAGGUUUAGUUUUAAAGAGGAAUAAAGAAGCUGUCUAACAGCAGGAAAGCUCUGAGAGGUAAAAACAGGACAUUCAAUGUCCUGCUACUAACUGCAUCACAUGCAGACCCUCCAUAAUGAUGUAAUUUGCACACUGGUAUUUAACAUAUAGUCAGCUUAUUGAUGUAAAAAUCUUUAUUUAAAGUGUUGAAACUUGAACAUGAUCCUGAGUUAGUGUCAAAUAGUGACAAUAGCAUCCUGUUGAUUUGCCUAUACCUCACUCUGAAUUGUUUUUACCCUGUAUAAAAUGCAAAGAGCAAUAUAUUUAUGUAACUCGUUAUUUAUUAUGAACUGACAGACUGAAUGAGUAUUGCCUGUGUUGUAACUGUGACAUGUUCAAUGUGCAUGACUGGGGAUGUGGAGACCUCUAGUGUUCCUUGUCUGUUUCUGUUCCUCUAACAAUCUUUGAGUUCAGUCUUGAAACUUAUUUCACUUUUAUAUCGACCAAAAAUAGGGCUCUAUGUAAACGUUUGCUUGGGUAUGCUUUGGAGAAAACUGGUAUUUACAGAUAUUUUGCAUGUAGCAGUUACUACUCCUGUGGCUCAACACUCACUUAUAUGCAGACCGGGUCAAUAAAGGCUUUUACCAUGUUUUACCUGUCCGCUCUACUUGUCAGUG